Molecule: messenger RNA, 2501 nt
Organism: Octopus sinensis (East Asian common octopus)
Lineage: Eukaryota; Metazoa; Mollusca; Cephalopoda; Octopoda; Octopodidae
Product: alpha-2A adrenergic receptor
Exons: 1
Coding region: 255-2300 (681 amino acids)
Biological process (GO): adenylate cyclase-activating adrenergic receptor signaling pathway
Cellular component (GO): membrane
Molecular function (GO): G protein-coupled amine receptor activity
Source: RefSeq, a predicted model, not a curated record
UGAUAAAUUCUUAGAGGCAAUCCAUAUGGAUACAUAUACAGUUUUAUUGAUAUGCACUCACACUCGCACAUGCGCAGAAACACAGAAAACAACAAAUAAACAAACAUAUAUGCAUGGACUGCAUAUAUCAGAGACACAUAAAGAUGUGCUUGGAAAAAGCUGCUAUACGUAUACGUUGUGAAAAAUGUAAUAAUAAUAAUAAUAAUAAUAAUAAUAAAUGAUUCUUGGCACAUUGCAAUUUAAAGCGUAGAAUCAUGGCAUUCUUUAGAUUUCCGUUUGAUUUCAACUUUACAGAAGACAAUGGCUUGGGCAAUACGACGGCCUAUCCGUCUGGAUUUGACCCUUACACAGAGCAAGUAACCUUUGAUUUCUGGCGUUUCUCCCUUGAAAAUGAAACUUUCAAUGAUUCAGCACAAAAUAGCAAACUCCCGGUCUUCCCAGGUGCUGGUUUCCCAAGUGGUUACAGCUGGCCAACCAUCAUUAUAUCAACUUGUUUUGUAGUUGUCCUCGUCGUCCUAGUUGGAUUGGGCAACUUGUUGGUUUGUAUUGCAAUUUACACGGACAAAAAUUUGAAAAUUACUCAAAAUUCCUUCAUAGCUUCUUUAGCUAUUGCAGACAUGUUGCUUGGCAUUCUGGUAAUGCCAUUAUCAUGGAGCAACGAGAUUUUAGGAUAUUGGUUUUUCGGUCCAGUUUUAUGUGAUUUGUGGUUAUCAGUUGAUGUUUUACUGUGCACAGCUUCCAUUUUAAAUCUUGUUUUAAUUAGUCUGGACCGUUACUGGUCAAUCACAAGAGCUCUCCACUAUCCUCAGCAAAGAACUCCCAAGAGAGCCGCUAUAAUGAUUGCUAUUGUAUGGGUUUUGUCAGGCAUUAUAUGUUUACCACCCCUAAUUGGCUGGAAACAGCCACGACCAGAGGUAGAGACUCUCUAUCCAAUGUGCUUCUUAAGCGAAGAUCUUGGAUACGUACUAUAUUCUUCGUGCGGUUCUUUUUACAUUCCAAUGGUUAUUAUGGUUAUAGUAUAUUUUCGAAUUUAUCUUGCUGCAUUGAGAAGGGCACGCGGCACAUUUAAAAAGAAUCCAAAAGAGGUUUGCCCAGAAACACCAAAAGAAAAAACGACUUCCUCUACUGCAACUAGUUUCACAACACCACCCAAAAACAAUAAUCAGAAAUCCAUUACUACCAAUGCUUCCUCACACGCAGCACCUAAUUCCCUGAAAGAGACAAAGUCGGCUAAUGCCAAUGGUAAUACAAACUGCAUAGAAGUCAAGCCCGUUGAUAAAGAAACCCCCAUUCCCAACGAGACUACGGUGCCCGUCAAAGCAGAUAAUAAAAUAUUAACGGUGCCGGGACAGGAAAAUGGACAUAGUGCGUCCUUGCAGAUUGAAGACGAGCAGCGCAACCUCAUAAAUACUGAUUCAGAUUCCGUUAGUAUCCUGAAUAAUAAAACGGCAACAAGUGACAGUGAAGUGGGUGAAAUUCGACCACCAAAUCAGCGUUUAGUAUUAGUCACGGAUACGGAAUCUUCUAUGGAAUCACCUAAAAAAACUUGCGUCAAGGGAGACGUUUCCACUGAGUUAGAAACGGUGGAGGAAAACGCGAAGCCCUUAUUAGCUGGUGACACUGAUUCAACGACAUAUUAUGAUUCCCCUUAUUUAUCGCCGGAAACUCAAAUGACCGAUACUGGAACAUGUACGGAAAUGAAGACUCCGAAUGUAACCCGGAAGGAAACCAAUCAGCUUCAACCAGCCAAUCAGGUUCAUCACAGUGAAAACGAACUUCAUGGUGAGAACCAUGAGCAGGAGCAGGAUUUACCGAGCACAAAUGCCAAUUCAGAAGGUUUACCUUCGCCAAAUGUCAAAGAAAUUAAUGAUAAAUCUCACAAGGAUAAAAAGAAAAACAGAAAGAAAAAAGAGCAUAUCUUAAUGACAAAUUUCAAAAAGGGUCAUAAAAAUAAAGGGGACAUAGACAAAAACCGCAAGGAGCAGACUUGGAAGGCUCCUUCGGCACGCGACGCGGAAAAACAAAAACGUCGAGUCGCAAAAGCGCGCGAACGGCGAGCCACCAUUGUACUUGGCAUAGUAAUGGCGGCAUUUAUCUUGUGUUGGUGUCCGUUUUUCACGCUCUACGUUAUUUCGGCAUUCUGUGAUGGUUGCAUACCGAUGCUGGUAUUUGACAUUUUCUUUUGGUUCGGUUACUGCAAUUCAGCAUUAAACCCAGUUAUUUACACAGUGUUCAAUCGAGACUUUAAACAUGCUUUUAUUAAGAUUCUAUUCGGAAAUAAGAAUUUCAAAAGGCGAUGAAAGACAAAAAUAUAAAGCUAACGUUACACGUAUCACGUUGUCUAAGGAAUGUACAAAUAAAAUGAAAAUACAAACAUUCUAAGAGGAACAUUACAAAAGCAGUAAAGCUGUUGAUAUAUCAAUGCAUAAAAUUGUAUACAGGUGUAUAUAUAUAUAUAUAUAUAUAUAUAUAUAUGUAUAUAUAUAUAUAUAUAUAUAUAU